Messenger RNA from Galendromus occidentalis (western predatory mite), 2418 nucleotides. It is a transcript of the gene Clic, whose product is annotated as chloride intracellular channel protein 5. Gene Ontology annotation, molecular function: chloride channel activity. The transcript is spliced from 5 exons. The record is from RefSeq and is a predicted model, not a curated record. Lineage: Eukaryota; Metazoa; Arthropoda; Arachnida; Mesostigmata; Phytoseiidae. Gene Ontology annotation, biological process: chloride transport. Gene Ontology annotation, cellular component: apical plasma membrane; cytoplasm. The coding region runs from base 292 to 1098 and encodes 268 amino acids.
GCUGCUGGUAAGGCAGAGCGUUAGCAGAACCGUCGCGACUUCUGCAUGUGAACUUGCUGCUGGAGCUGCUGCUGUAUAACCAAUUGCGAGUUGAAGUAGUACCGAGUUCAGUGCCGUUGGAAUCCCAGCUAUCGACCACAGAGACCUUCCAUACCGUCGAAGAAGUGCCGAAAUCGGAUUUUGAAAGUUUUCCUAGGGAUAAUAAUUCGACAUAAGCGGUGUCCGUCUGAUACCGCGCCUGUGUUUGCGAAGUUUGGAAAAAUCUACGGUCUGGAGCAUAACACACCGACGAUGGCAAACGAAGAAAUUCCCGAGAUCGAGCUUAUCAUCAAGGCUUCAACCAUUGACGGCCGACGAAAAGGAGCGUGCCUCUUCUGUCAGGAGUAUUUCAUGGACCUCUAUCUCCUGGCUGAGCUGAAAACCAUCUCUUUGAAGGUGACCACUGUAGACAUGCUGCGUCCUCCACCCGAUUUCCGAUCAAACUUCGAUUCGACUCCGCCCCCGAUCCUGAUCGAUAAUGGGCAGGCUGUUCUCGAAAACGAGAAGAUCGAACGCUACAUCAUGAAGAACGUCCCUGGAGGACAUAACCUAUUCGUGCAGGACAAAGAGACCGCCACUGUCAUCGAGGACUUGUACAGCAAAUUCAAGCUGGCCCUUGCGAAGAAAGAUGAUGCUUCCCGGGGCUCCCUCCUCAAGCAAUUGCGCAACAUUAAUCAGCAUCUGGCCGAAAGAGGUGACCGUUUUCUGACAGGAGACACCAUGUGCUGUUUCGACUGUGAGCUCAUGCCGAAACUCCAGCAUAUACGCAUCGCCGGAAAGUAUUUCUUCGAGUUCGAAAUCCCCCACGAUUUAGCCGCCCUGUGGCGCUACAUGGGUCAAAUGUACAACCUGGACGCAUUCACACAAAGCUGUCCCGCGGACCAGGACAUCAUCAACCACUAUAAGCAGCAAAUGCAUGUGAAGUUGUCUCGACACGAGGAACUUGAGACACCAACAUACACCAACUCGACCCCGACAGAAGCGUCGAUGAACGGCAACGGCCAUGCGCAAGUCAAUGGCAACGGGAACGGACACAUCAGUCCUUCGACCUUGGAGUAAAUUCACUUCAUCGCUCCGCAAGCUCAUGUGUGAGGCAGGCUCUGCCACCUUCAUUUCGUUCGAUUAGUCCCCACCAUCUGAGAUCGAUGAGAUGCUGUUACUGUUAUCAAAAGAGAAAGGGAGAAGAAAAUACUUCUGAGCAAAAUCUAGUUUGACUUCCGAUUUCCUUGGCUGUAUACGGAUUCGGCUCUGAGCGUCGGAAUUAUUAUCUGCUUGGGAUCAGGGAACAUGUUCUAGAGUUGGAGCAUUUUAAUUAUUAUUACAGUCUGAGUGAAGAUGGUAGCGUGAGUGUGUAUAGUGGUGGCCAGAAUAGACAGCAACGAGCUUCUCAUGUUCCACUUCAGUCGGUUAGCCGAUCGGAUACGCGUUUUCCAACGGAACCAGAAAGAUUCCAGAUCGAUCAGGAGUUCUCUCUUGAUAUCGGGACGAUUUCGGCGUCGGCUCCCGAGGCUAACUACUUUAAGGAAAAUAAUAUAUUGAUAAAUAAUAAGAUUGAGCAGAGGAACCACACAUCAAGGAAUUAGAAACACGAUUGGAUCGCAAGACGACGCGAGCUACCCGCAGUUGUGUUGCUGCCUGAGACCGCAUGUAGAUAGUUCGCGCUAUAGAUAGCCAGUGUCAGACACGUUUCCCGAAUGAAUACUGGAUGUACGUAGCUGCGCGAACACGGAACACGGACCCUCAAGGUAUACAGGAGGGCCAACCCUGAAACAAUAUCAUAUAUGGUACAUACAUAGCACAUAAGUAGAAAUCUGGACCUUGAGCCUCGUAGAAGCCCCGACCUUCGGUCGGGGAGCCGAGCUAGUAGUGCCCAUACCUAGGUAGAGCGCUCGAAGUUGAUCAUGUCAGAAAUCUAUACCAAUCAAGUGGUAUUUUAUCCAAGAUAUUUUCACGGCAGCUGAUUGCCCUCUGUUUUUCGACCUUCCUCUAGUCCGACUGCAGUUCGCUUGAUGGUCUCUUGAUAUUCCCAAGGAAAUGUUCAAGACCCCAUAUCGGUCAGAGAAGAGAAGCGAGUGGAACCCGGUAUCAAUUUAUAGGUGAUAUAUUGCUAAUGGUCGAAGGAAAUUUAGCCGAUGGAGAAGUAGGAUGGACAUCAAGCUGAGCUUGGGAGGCGGACGACUUGGGACCUCCAAUCAGUUGCCCGAUUCCGAGUACCUGGGUUUCCGAAGACAUCUAGACAACCCCACAGGCAGUAGAGUUUCUCUGUGUUUGGGUUGAUUCCUGUAUUCCGAAAUAUCACUGGUUACCUGAAGAAAGCAUUAUAACACCCAACGAUUAUUAUUGGUCGACAUAUACCGAUUAAAGCCUCGAUAGAUCAAA